This is a messenger RNA of Theileria orientalis strain Shintoku, 1107 nucleotides long. Its product is annotated as methionine-tRNA ligase. Lineage: Eukaryota; Apicomplexa; Aconoidasida; Piroplasmida; Theileriidae. Bases 1 to 1107 code for a protein of 368 amino acids. The transcript is spliced from 11 exons. Gene Ontology annotation, molecular function: tRNA binding. The record is from RefSeq and is a predicted model, not a curated record.
AUGAUUGAGCUAGUAGUAUAUUCUGAUUCUCAAGAAUCCCAAAUAGUAAAAUUACUUUUGAAAUAUUUAAACCUAAACGAUGUUUCCCUUACCUUAAGUACAAACAAAGAUGAGGAAUUAUUUCUCAAGUUACCUGGUGAAACUGAACCAGUUAAACAUUUUCCCUUAAUGUUGGAGCGCCUACUAAAAUCAUCUCCUCACGGCUCUUUAUUACUCCCUACUGAUCCAGAACUAAAGGCUACAAUGGAUUCCUUCGUCGAUUUCGGCUUUAAACACGGUUUUAACGUGUUAGAUGUUGAUUCCCUCAGAAUGCUUGAUAAUUAUUUGUUGAACGAGACGUUCUUUUCGGGUCCUACCAUUUCGUUGGCAGACGUAGUAUUAUUCGUUUCCGUCACCUACUGGACCUCUCGUUCUAAGUCAAAGGAGCGUAUGGAAGUACCAAAUCUCAUGAGGUGGUUUGAUCACUUGCAACACCUUCCAGAAUUCGCUUCAUGUUUCGAGGAAUUUAAAGUGAUACAACUUUUCGACGAAAAAUUGGUGAUGACUGAGCCCAAAAAAGGUAAACCGAGAGCAGCUUACCACCCUUCAGAAAAAGCUGAAAAGAAGAAGGAAAAGAAGGAGAAGCCAAAGGUUGAGAAACCUCCCGUUGAGACUCGUCCUUACGACGACGUUACGCGCUUGAAUGUCGUUGUUGGACUGGUAAAAUCUAUCAGAAAACACGAAGACGCUGACAAACUAUACUGUCUUAAAAUUGAUGUCGGCUCAGAAGUCAGGAGCAUUUGCUCUGGGCUUGUCGAUUUUUUGAUGCCCGAUCAGAUCCUGGAUAAGAAGGUGUGCGUUCUCGCAAACUUACCUAAAAAGAAUCUGAGGGGCGAGGAGUCAAACGGGAUGGUGCUCUGCGUAUCAAACUCAGACAAAAGCUCCGUGGAACUUCUGGAACCACCAGUGGAUGCUCCCGUGGGAGAGCGUGUGUACUGGGAAGGGUACUCCGGGGAGGCCGAUGAGCAGCUUUCCAGCAAAAAGGGAAAGGACACCUUUGCAAUGGUCCAAAAGGAUUUGAACUGUAAGGAGAACGUGGGAUUCUACAAGGUAUCCGGUGCCGAAUAA